Molecule: messenger RNA, 1810 nt
Organism: Aedes albopictus (Asian tiger mosquito)
Lineage: Eukaryota; Metazoa; Arthropoda; Insecta; Diptera; Culicidae
Product: zinc finger protein 26
Exons: 3
Coding region: 132-1727 (531 amino acids)
Biological process (GO): regulation of transcription by RNA polymerase II
Cellular component (GO): nucleus; chromosome
Molecular function (GO): chromatin insulator sequence binding; zinc ion binding
Source: RefSeq, a predicted model, not a curated record
CUUCAAAGUUCAAACGCUUCAAACAAACUAUGAUUUGUUGACAAACAUUAUGUUGUUCCAGAGCAUUGUUUGUUAUCCCUCUGGCUUCGUUACAGUGAUUUCACAUUAAAUAGGUUUUUGUAUGAAAAUAAAUGAUGAACUUCGAGCAGAUUUGUCGCCUUUGUGCGACGGAAAAUGCAGAACUGACCAGUAUAUCCGGUGACGAACGGCACGCUCGACUUCCGGAGCAGCUUUGCAUCAUGUUGCAAAUUCAGUACGACGAGAAUGAUGGUCUCCCGCAGAAGGUCUGCGCAUCAUGCGUCAUGGAAAUGGAUCAAAUGCAAGUAACCUGGGAUAAGUUUCGCAGCAACGAUGUACUGCUACGGCAACAGCUUCUCGGUUUUGAGGAAAUCGAAGUCAAGGAUGAAGAGCUGACCGAUUGCGGAUCUGCACUGGUGACAUGUAGUUCACAGAAUGGGAGCAUGGAAGUGUUGGAACAACACGAUGAACAACAAACCGAUCAUCAAAAUGAAGAAUGGCUUGAAGAAGAUUCCAUAGACGAAGACGAUCUCAUUACGCAAGAUGGAGGAAGUGAUUGCAUAUCCGUCACCGAAGAAGCCAAGCUGAUGCAAACGUUCGAUUUUACAGCCAGUUCAGAGACCAUGUCCUUGAAAAAGAAACGCGGGAGACCCAAGCUAACAGAAGAACAAAUACAAUGGCGUAAAGAAGCGAAAAUCUCGAAAGAUCUGAACAGAACUCGUUUGAACGAUUUCAGUUGUUACAUCUGCAAGUGCAAACAGCUAGAAUCGGCAAAGGCACUAUUGGACCACCUCAGCGAACAUUCCGACAUGUUGCCAUACACAUGUAAAAUAUGCGUUCAAGAAACAGUCGAAAUCAAGCAAAUGCGCUCUUUGAACAUUCAUCUGCGCAUGCAUGAGCAACCAUUGAAAUGUCCCUACUGCGACCGCCGAUAUGCCGAACAGCGGGCCCGGGAAUAUCAUGUGCGAACGUACCAUCUAGGAGAUAAUGUACCGUGCCCUUCAACGUGCGAUAUCUGCGGUACAGUUUGUGCAUCAGUGCUGGCUCUACGAACGCACAUGAAACGACACACCCACUCAUAUACCUGCGAUAUCUGCGGUAAAUCAUUUGCCCAAAACUCUAAGCUUAAGCGCCAUGUCACGCGGGUUCAUGAAAACACCUCUAGCCAUGAGUGCAAAAUCUGCCAGAAGCGACUAAAAACCAUCGACGCUUAUGAACUUCAUAUGCGGACGAUUCACGACGGACGUCGCGAUUUCGAAUGUCAACUUUGUGGACACCGUUUUACAACGGCUGCCUUUCUCCGGAUGCACCAGAAACAAAGCCAAGAUGGGACAACGUGCAAACCGCGAAACAAUUGGAGGACACAUUAUUCCACUCGUAUCAACGCCGAAGGAACCAAGGUGUUUUGCUGCUCGAUAUGCUCCAAGGAAUUCACUCGUUCGAUAGCCGAACACCUGCGGACACAUUUCCCUAUCGAAUACGAGUGCCCCAUUUGCCUGGCUAAAUUGCCGAACAAAACUUCGUUCGACAGGCAUCGACUGCAGCACAACGAGAUUGCCAUCAAAUGCAUCAGUUGUAAGAAAAGUUUUCUCACCGAACGAAAUCUCGCCAACCAUAUGGCCAAGAUCCAUGGGAUCGGUGAAGAAAUUGAGUCGUCCAGUUUCCCGAUGCUUCUGGACGAUGACAUAGAAUACGACGUCGAAGGUUGAAACCAGACACAGUUUAAGUGCAAAAGAAAAUUGUGAUAUACUAUACUAAUAAACAAUGGAGGUACAUAAUUAUCCAGAGUUUU